AUGCCAAGAAAAUUACUGAAAUUCCUCAUUCUAUUCGAUAACACGUCCUUAUUGUACUUUCCGGGUCAAUUUUUGUCGGGAAGGGUUCUUAUUGAACUUCAGGAUGAUACACCUGCACUUGGUCUUCAUUUCCACGUUGUAGGAGAAGGGAUAGUUCGAGUUCGAACUUCUCGACAAGAGGGGGUGCACGAUCGAGAAAAUUAUAUCGAUUUUCGGAUGCGACUACUGGGAGAGCCAGGCCAAGGUCCUUCCGUUUUGUCGCCCGGUAUCCACAGUUUUCCCUUCAAACUUGGCUUACCACUUGGAUUACCCUCGACUUUUCUGGGCAAACAUGGAUGGGUACAGUACUACUGUAAAACAGCCCUAAGAGAGCCCAAUGGACUGACGCAUAAAAACCAACAAGUUUUUAUAGUGAUGAAUCCUAUAGACUUAAAUUUAGAGCCUUCCAUAUUAGGAAACAUUUCGGGUCAGGAAACCUUUAGAUGCGAAGUGGAACACAAAUUUGGAGUGAGCUGUGUUGGAUCUGGAGCUGUAGUUUGUAAAGUUACCUUAGAUAGAGGUGGAUAUGUACCAGGAGAAAGUAUAGGAAUAACCGCAAGUGUUUAUAAUAGAAGUAGAAUAACUAUCAAAAGUACGAGGGCAUGUCUUACAGAAACUAUAACAUACAUGGGGAGAGGGAAAGUAGUCCAGUCGGAAAAGAGAGAAUUAGCUUCAUUGUCCAGGGGCAAAAUACGCCCUGCAGAAAAAGAUGAGUGGAUAAAUGAACACUUGUAUAUUCCACCACUACCCCCAACUAAUCUUCGAGGGUGCCAUUUGAUCAAAAUCAACUACGAUGUUUACUUUAUUGUGGUACCGAAAAGUCUACAAAAAGAAGUCAAACUGCAGUUACCAAUAAUGAUGGCUACCUAUCCACUUCGCUCAGAUGGUGAGGAAGGAGGAUACAAAUCAGGAACCCACUACCCAUCUACUCUUCCAAUUUUCAGGCCGUGGCUUGAAGAUAAACCAACAUGAUUUUAGAGACAAAUAAUAUGUAUACCAGAAUCCCACCAGUCGGUUAAAUUAGUACUAGAACAUUUCUUAAAUGAAAAAUAAUUUUUGUGUUUUUUAAUAUAUUUUUUAUCUUCAAUUUGACUAUCGAUUUGUCACGAGGCAGCUACUCUUAUUAAUUUUCUCCACGUUUCUAUUUUUGAUCAUUCAACCUUCAGAGGCCUCUUUCCAGGUAUUUUUGGUCUUCUGGUUUUCUCACUACAUCUAUUUCAGAGAAAGGUAUAUUAAUCCCUUUAAGGAACAUAUUUUAUCUUAAUGUCUUUUUUAGCUUUAUUCUUGUACUCUCUCUCAAAACUCACCGUUAUAAUGUAUCCUAAUCAUUUUAAUCUACCCUAUUCCAUUUUCCUACUCUACAAAAAUUUAAUGUUACUAUUUUUUGUCUCUCCGCCCAUAGAUACAAGUAUUUUUACUUUUAAAACAUGUUUUAUUGAUCUUUGUUUUUAACUCUUCAACAUUCAGUGUCAUAUAGUUUCGUUGGUAUUAAGGCAGUCUUAAACAAUUUACUUUCCAAUUUUAUUGGAAUUUUUUAUCACUUUUAUCAAAUACAAUACUAAUGAGGAUAUUGAUUCUCUUAUCCUAGGCUUACAUGAGACUUAUAAGUAUCUGCUCAACUUUUCAUAAAACUACUAUUAGUACUAUACUGCAUUGCUUAUAUACAUGCAUAAUUUAGUACGUUUUCUCUUCUUGCUUAAUUUGAUGUUAGUAAAAUUGAACCAUCUUGUAAUUGGAUCAUCGAACUCUAGAUUUUUGUUACUUAGGUAUAUAUUUAUUAUAUGGUUGAGUGUGAAUCUGGAGUACAUACUAACUGUCAAGUUUACAUACAAAAAAUAAAUACAGUCUUAUUACUUUGAUAUCAAAGAAUAAAACAAUGUAUUAUCAUGAGUAACAAUAUAAAUAUCAAUGAAAUUAAAAAAUUUAACACUUAUUUAAUGCUACUAAGAUGUCUAUAUGCCAUAUAUUUUUAUACAUUUUUUACAAUUGUAAAUACAGUUUUAACAAUC
This is a messenger RNA of Diabrotica balteata, 2048 nucleotides long. The record is from the annotation of a GenBank genome assembly. NCBI's taxonomy places the organism in Eukaryota, Metazoa, Arthropoda, Insecta, Coleoptera, Chrysomelidae.